AUGAAUCGACAUAAUAGUGGUGUUCAUUUUAUUAUUGGUUAUGUUGAUAACGAAAAACAUGAAAAAUCACGUGAUUUAUUAGAAACAAUAAGUUCUGUUGUUGCUCAAAAACAAACUUCUGGUGAUAAUAUAGAAUUAAGUAUCAUAGCUAACAAAGACCAACAAUCAAGUCCAUCUGCUGUUAAAUUUCAUAUUUCCGUCUCUUCCGAUGAAGAUAAUGAUGAUGAUGAUGAUGAUGAUGAUGAAGAACUAACUGAAAUUGUUGCUGGUAAUGAAAACAGAGGAAGUGUAUUAAAAAAGUUUCAAUAUCCACGUUCACCAAAAAAUAAAAAAUAA
Rotaria sordida is the source of this 336-nucleotide messenger RNA. NCBI's taxonomy places the organism in Eukaryota, Metazoa, Rotifera, Eurotatoria, Philodinida, Philodinidae. The record is from the annotation of a GenBank genome assembly.